AUGAACAGCUAUAAUGAAUCUAUACAGAAAGCACAGUCUGAAGCAGAGCCAGUGAGGCCUCAUCAAUCAUUCUUUCAUGGAAGAUUCUCCAUCGAAGAAGGUGGCAUCGAACGUGUCACCGACGAAGAGCGACAACAGAAUACAACCAAGUUCUGGCAUGCUGCUACAUUCUGGUUCAGUGCAAACAUGGCUGUAGCCACCCUCAACAUCGGCUCCUUGGGAGGUUCUCUCGGCCUUCCCUUCUGGGACUGCUUCAUCGUCAUUCUCCUAGUCAACAUCACAAGCGAUUUACUACCAGCCUGGACAUCCGUAUUUGGACUAACAGGACUACGCAUGACGACGUUCUCACGAUACUCAUUCGGCUACUGGGGCAACAUGCUCGUCGUCAUAUUCUCCAUGAUCGCCACAACAGGUUGGAACGCAAUCAACUCUAUCUCCGGCGCAGCUGUCCUGCAUGCCGUCUCAGAUGGCCGGUUUCCCAUUUGGGCCGGCGUGAUCGUGAUCUGCGUGGCUGUCUGGGUCAUCUGCGUACUCGGUAUCAACUGGAUCCAUCGUCUUGACACAUUCAUCUGGAUCCCACCUUUAAUUGUGUGGUGUGUUGCUGCUGGGACGGGUGCUUCACAGCUCACGAGCGAGGACCAUGUUCAUCUUCAGGGCUCAAACAAAGCUGCUGCUAUUCUUACAUACAUGGCUUUGAUAUUCUCCUUCUCGGUUUCCUGGGUGAAUUGCGCGGCGGAUUAUAAUGUGCGCAUGCCCAAGGAUACACCGCGCUGGCAGAUCUUCAGUGCUACCUAUGUGGGUAUCUUUGUUCCUACUGUGCUUGUUCAGACUCUUGGUGCGGCCUUGUAUACAGGCACUAUAACCAAUACAGCGUGGAAAGAGGCGUAUACGGCUUCUUCGAUUGGGGGGUUGCUCAAGAUGGCACUGGAGCCGGCAGGGGGAUUUGGGAAGUUCUUGAUGGUGCUUGCGGCAUUGAGCUCAAUUCCAAAUAACAUCCCCAACAACUACUCCUUUGCACUACACGCACAGAAUCUAGGACCGUGGGCUAUGCGCAUUCCUCGUGUGAUUAUGGUCACUCUUGGAUUCAUCGCAGCGAUAGUCGUUGGUUGUUGUGCAGCCAGGUAUUUCUCGGAUACUCUGCAGACAUUGCUUAGUGUGAUUGGGUACUGGACUGUGAUCCACAUCACUCUGGUAAUGGAAGAGCAUUUCAUUUUCCGGCAUGGAUGGAAUGGAUGGAAUGGAUAUGAUUUCGAUGCUUGGAACAGCAUUGCUGAUUUGCCAUUCGGAUGGGCCGCCAUCGGGGCUUUCGGAUUCGGGUUCCUCGGUGCUGCUCUUGGCAUGAAAACCGCAUGGUAUUCGGGUCCUAUUGCUUCUUUGAUUGGCAAGAAAGGUGCAAAUAUAGGCCACGAGUUGACCUUUGCAUUCUCUGGGGCUGUAUUCCCUCUGUUCCGGUGGAUUGAAAGGCAUUAUGGGGGUCGGUGA
Messenger RNA from Penicillium roqueforti, 1482 nucleotides. RefSeq names its product purine-cytosine permease family protein. Gene Ontology annotation, cellular component: plasma membrane. Gene Ontology annotation, molecular function: transmembrane transporter activity. Gene Ontology annotation, biological process: transmembrane transport. The transcript has 4 exons. The record is from RefSeq and is a predicted model, not a curated record. The coding region runs from base 1 to 1482 and encodes 493 amino acids. Lineage: Eukaryota; Fungi; Ascomycota; Eurotiomycetes; Eurotiales; Aspergillaceae.